UACUUCCAGUACGGUGCCCUUGCAUCACCCGCACGAACACCCGAACACACUCCGCCAGAUCUUGCAGCAUCGAAACCCUCCUCCUCACGUGGACGUGCGAGAUAUCGUGACUUCUCCACUAAAUCGGCCCCGCUGCCUUCGUUCGAUGCAUCCGACAGUCGGGAUGCCAAUGCUCUUGCAUUCGACGCAAACCGUUUCACGCCAACGCUGCACGCCUCUUUAGUCUCAGAGAUCCUCUCGUUGCGACGAGAGCUCGACUCAAAACAUCAAUUCAUCGACACGCUCGAAGAAAGUCUCAAGACUACAAACACCGAGAAUGAGAAUCUUUCCACCCAACUCCGCGAAAGUACAAAAAAUGCCAGACAGGUGGAACAAAAGUUCAAGCUUCUCGAGAACGGAACCUUCGAUGCAGUCGAGGGCUUACUCGCUGAGCGAGACAAUGUCAAGCUUGCAAAUCAAGAGCUACGGAACAAGUUGGAUGCAGCGAACAAGAGGAUGAAGGUCUUGGAAGAAGAGAAUACUCGGUCGAGAGAGGCAUGGGACAAGGAGAAACUUUCAUGGAAGAACGAAAAGCGACAACUGGAGCAAAAGGUUCACAUCUCCGAGACGCGCUUACGGUCGGUGGUAGAAGAAGUUCGGGCCCACCAUCUUGCUUCUCAAUCUCAGCAGAAGCCUGAUAAUGCAUCGGGCGACAGCGAUGUUGCCAGUGUGCACUCUUUCCGGCGCGCAGGGCACGCCAGAAAUCAAAGUAGCAUGAGCGUCCGGAGCCUCGCACCAACCAUCGGCAGCAUCCGCAGGCCAGCCAUGACUUCUUUGGCCAACGAACUCAACUCAGAUGACGAGGCAUACGAAACUGAAGACCUGGAAGGAGACGAUGAGGAUCUUCCCUUAUUUGCUCAGAACCGUUCUAGUAUCAACUCUAGAACUUCGGCCAUUUCGGAUCGCAAAGCAAAGAAGAUUCUUGGCUUGACACUCAAGAACGAAUCGGAUACCUUGACUGAAGGGGAAGCAGUGCGAGGACCCUCAAUCGAUUCUCUGAGGACCCCGUCUUUCGCGGAACGCUUCAAUAUGCAAAUGGCAAAGAUGACUUUCUCGCGCUCUGCUAGUCCUGCAAGACAGAAAGAUGAAACGGCCGGCGAAGCAUCAAAGACUCUGACAGUCAAUCAGAAUGGGGAAGUCGAAUCUGCCAUGGUACCCAUCGAGCUGAAACCGACAGAACAAGGCCCCCAGCCUAGACGACUAGAUUUGUUGACAUCAGAUCGCAUGGGCGAGGCUCCUAUAAGUCCUCCAGAUACACCACACUAUAUUAUCAAGGGAGGUACUCUGAAGGAGGUUUCCGCGAAGCAGGUCUAUCAAUCAGCUUCGACACAAACCGAAUUCGCUGUUUCUGGCGAUCUGGCAUCCAGAAGAAACGUUGCUAUGGCUGCAGUACAAGUUCUUCCUAUUCCAGCCAUCACAGUCCAACCUCCGAUGUCACCUAGAUUUGGUCAAAGCGUUCUUCCUCCUGGUAUGCGCAGUAGCUUUGCGCAAACCGAGAAAAGCUCCUCCUNNACGCCAAUGCUAGAUGCCGGAGUGCAAACCGAAGAAAUCAGGGUCGACCGGAGACCGGUCAAGCUACCACCUCAUCUAUUGCCAAGCGCCCUGGACACGACUGGUCCAACUGCGGGUCACGAAGUCCAGAAACCCAUAAAACAACGUGUGGGCAUGCAUCGAAGCACCUUUAGCAAGGAUGGUAAUCGUUUGCCUCUGAAGCCCAUCGAACUUCCGCCGCCAAGACUUCGCUCAAUACCUAACGAGAAACAUCAGCACCAGCAAUCAGAGCCCAACUCGUUGCAAGGCACGCCACCACAGUGGUAUACAGAUACGGAUGUCAGUGAUCGAUUGGCCGAGUCCAGUGAUGAUAUGAGAGCUAUCUUUGGAAACAUGCCUGGUAUUGUCCGUCCGAGUGUACGUACACUGUUCAACGGUCCUCCAAAGACUGUACCAGAGAAUCGAGCGGUUUCGCCUGCCAACUUUGUUGCCAACCCAGAGAGACCAUCUGCUUUCGCUCAUGGCAAGAGAGUGGGGUCUGACGGCAGCUCAAAUCAGAGUCGUCCACCUAGCUCGAGGGGAACAGCUCAUUCUGGAAGGGCAGGUCCUUUCUUCAGCUCACAUGAGCGCAACUCAAGCAGACCUAAUACUGCCAGCAGUUAUGGUGCAGUGCCGCCCCCACCUUUCCCAAUUCCAGGCCGUAUGAGCUCAAGGCCUCCUAGCAAUGAAGGCCCUCGAAGCCCAAUCGCACGUGAAGCACAUUCAAUGCGAUCGCGUCGGUCAAGCAAGGAUUCUCGAAUUGGUUCCGACGGUGGCCUUGGAAAGGUGCAAUCGUCUGGAACCAUGAGAACAAACGCUCAUAUGUCUCCAAGACGGAGGAGAAGAGCACUGAACCUUGAACCUAUCAAGUCAAUGGCAUUUGACCAAUCGAGAGACAACUUGCUCCUUCCUGGCAUAGUCACUCCAACACACGAAAACUUUGGCGUGCCGAACGGUCAAUACAUCGUGGACUCUCCAGACUUCGACCAGGAUAGUGCAGUGGAAGAAGAGGAAGAGCAGAGUCAAGACAAUGUCAUUGUUGAUGCCAUAGCAGCCACCAUGGUAGGCGAGUGGAUGUGGAAGUACGUCCGAAGACGUCGCUCUUUCACCAUCGGCGAGUCCCGGGCAGAGCAGACAGAUGAAGGGGCCACCAGCGGCGUACGACACAAGCGCUGGGUAUGGCUGUCGCCGUACGAGCAAACUGUCAUGUGGAGUUCCAAGCAACCAAAUUCAGGUCCGGCCCUACUUGGAAAAGCUGGACGUAAACUGGUGAUUAAGUCAGUGCUUGAUGUCAAAGACAUGACGCCGCUUCACAAGAGCGCUUUACACGAACCUAUCUUCGACAGGUCAAUACUCAUCCUGACACCAGAGCGAGCCCUCAAGCUCACUGCGCCGAACAAAGAGAGACACUAUCUCUGGCUGACAGCUUUGUCUUUCCUUGCACAAUCGGGCCGUGGUCCUCCUCAGGUGCCCCGUCUAUCACCCGAACCCGAGCCUGUACCUCGCAAUGCACAACGUCGACGAUCGUCACUAUUGGCAGGACCACUUCUGCCAACGAAGACGGCCAUCGUACCAGCGCCAGCACACAGUCACGUCAAAGGACAUCAGCGUCUGGAUACGGCUGAUUCCACUGCUCCUCCCAAUAUCUCUAGGCUCGGUGGAGGGNGUCGCCACCAGCGCAAGCGAAGUAGCACAAACCCUCAGCUCCCAGCUGCGACACCGUCCAGCGAGGCUUCCAUGACGGCAUCCUCGGUUUUUGCUCGUAGAGCGUCAAAUACCGCUACCUACCAAACUUCUGCCAGCGGCCCAACUCGUCCCAAUCUCAGACCAGGCGAUCGGGAUGGCUCAGAUCACUCAACAAGGACAGUACGCAUGGAUGCUUGUAUCGGCCGACAGCAUCCUGAAGACCACACGUCUUAUGGCAGACGCAUGGGCGAAAACACUACACUGGACAUGUUUGGCGAAGGCCUGGAAGUCGACCCAUUCGAGGAAUUC
Aureobasidium vineae is the source of this 3564-nucleotide messenger RNA. The record is from the annotation of a GenBank genome assembly. NCBI's taxonomy places the organism in Eukaryota, Fungi, Ascomycota, Dothideomycetes, Dothideales, Saccotheciaceae.